AUGGCCUCGACUAGAAUACCUUUGUAUCGUGUUAAAGGUACACAUUAUGAGUGUGCACACGUCAUCGGUAAAUUAACACGUGAAACAAUUCGUCAUCGUAUUGCAGAUGAUCUUACUGUUUUAUCACCAUUAUUUGAAUUUAUUCAAACAGAAUAUGGUCUUCAUUUGUGUCGAGAUUUUGCUAAAAUAAUUCGUUUAUUAUAUCCAUGGUAUUGGGAUGAAAUUUGUGGUUUAGCUGAUGGUUCCGAAGUACCAUUAGAACAGAUACUUGUUUUGAAUUUUCUAAAUGAAGUUCAGACAGCUCAUAAUCUAUUAAAGGAAGAACAAAAAUUAAAUGAAACCGGUGAAAAAGGUUGCACAACAGUUUUACUUAAUCGACAAGAUACAAAUACAUUUUGUAUAGUACAUAAUGAAGAUCAUGCAUCAGCAUUGUAUAUGACUGGAUAUCUCGUCGAAGCAGAUAUUCAAUCGAUUGAAUAUAAUGAUGGACAACGAUAUAGUCCUGAAGAAAAAUUUCUUGCAUAUUGCUAUGCUGGUGCUAUUCCAGGAAAUGGUUUUGGUGCCAAUAAACAUGGCUUUGCAUUUGCUUUAAAUGGUCUUUAUCCAAAUUUUGUUGCUCAUGGUCGUUUACCACGGCAAAUAGUUAAUCGUGCUCUAUUGUCAAUACACAACGAAGAAGAUUUAGAUAAUUUAUUUCGUAUAUCUCCGGUGGCAUUUGGUUUUUGUGUCAAUGGCUCUUUUUUUCGUGAUGAAAACAGUUUGCUUAGUUAUGAAAUAGGACCUAAUUUGAAAAGUCCGAAUGAAAAUUAUGUAAGUAAAUGUCGCAUAAUAAAUGAUGGUCAAAAAGAAAAUAAAAAAGAUGAAAACUGUGAACUUAUAUCAAAUUAUCUUGUUCAUUAUAAUCAUUAUGAACGUUUAAAUCAAGUCAUUAUUCAACAAAAAUCUUUAGAUUCAACAUAUAAUCGUUGGAAGCGUGGUCAAGAAUUCGGUGAAAUAUUUACAAUUGACGAUGCUCUACGUUUAUUAGGUGAUAAUGAAAAUGAAUCAUUUCCAAUAUUUCGUAUUCCAAGUAGUACUGAUCAAAAUUCAGUUACACUUUGUACGGCAUAUUUUAAUUUUCAUACAUUACAAUUAUUGAUUUAUCAACACAAUCCUAAAGAUAAUACUGAUCCUUCAUUUACUUACAAUCUCAUGGACUUAUUAACUUAG
Molecule: messenger RNA, 1209 nt
Organism: Adineta steineri
Lineage: Eukaryota; Metazoa; Rotifera; Eurotatoria; Adinetida; Adinetidae
Source: the annotation of a GenBank genome assembly